Messenger RNA from Eublepharis macularius, 680 nucleotides. RefSeq names its product L antigen family member 3 (gene LAGE3). Gene Ontology annotation, cellular component: EKC/KEOPS complex. The record is from RefSeq and is a predicted model, not a curated record. Lineage: Eukaryota; Metazoa; Chordata; Lepidosauria; Squamata; Eublepharidae. Bases 35 to 310 code for a protein of 91 amino acids. The transcript has 3 exons.
UGCGCUCCUCCCCUCCGCGGGCGGCGCCAGAGCCAUGGCGAGCGGAGGGGCCGCCGGGCCGGGGCUGGCCUUUGAGCUCAGCGUCCCUUUCCCAACGUCGCUGCUAGCCUGGACGGCUCUGGGCUCGCUGGGGCCGGAUCCUGAACCCCGCAAAGGAGGGAUCCUCAAGGAACUGGACGUGACCGAGAACGUUUUGCACGCGCGAUGGAGAGCAGACGAGGCCCGUAUCCUGCGUGUUUCCAUUAGUUCCUUUUUGGAUCAUCUCUCCUUGGUGGUGGAGACGAUGGACCUCUUCGGACCUGUGGCAUGAAAAGCUGCCGUACCUAGGCACCAGGAAGUGAUGAAAUUCCAAAUGGUCUUGCUCGGACAGAGAACUACCCUGGAGGUUGCAGGUUUCAAAAGAAAGCCUUAGACUGUCUCUCCUUGAAGCAGCAGGUAUGUCCUUGGAUGCUCAAGAACAUUGGUGCACCUGGGGAGCAGGCACGCCAGGCCCUGCCUGAAUAGAAGUUAAAGCGCAGUCUGGAGUGGUCAGUACAUUAUCCAACACACUUUGAGGUCUGCAUGUGUUCAGGGUAAAUUUGAAUGGGUUUAAGCCAAAUGAUGGUUUUGAUUAAUGAAUUAAAUGUACAUAGUUAUUUCUAAGUAAAGCCUUAAUAAAGAUUAUUUUUGAGCUUCCUGGA